AUGCUCUUAAUUGUUUGAGAUUAAAUUCUUAAUCAUAUUGACAGUUAACUUGAAUGAUGGUUAAUAUGAGAAAGUCAAUCAGUCCUUCAACCAGAUUCUUAAUUGGUGAUAAUUAUUUUCAAUCUUGUUACAAUUAUCCGUUUGAACAGCAAUCAACUCAAUCGAUUGUUGAUCAAAUUCAACCUCAAUCAAUCAGCCGUUUCCAUGACCAUUGGCGUUUCCUUUUAGUACCAAUAUGUUUGUUAUCAAUUUGUUUCAACCUUACCCACGACCUUUUGAUGAUCACUGGCUAUCGGUCAGUAAUUGAUUCAUUUCCGUUAUUAAUUGGACCUUCGUCUAAUUUGAUUAUGCUGAUAUCGGCAGAUAUUUUGUUGACCUUUUCAGUUAUUUUUACUUUCUGGUAUCCACUUGAUUUCACUCAAUUUGAGGUCAAAUGGUUAGCACUUCGAUUGUCCCCUUCAAACCCUUUUCUGGUCAACAUCUUAUCCAAAAUGGACAAAGAGAUGAAAAUUGUUGGAACUCUUUGUUUUACCGUUUGGCUGAUUGGCGUUUCAACUUCCCUUUGGGUGAUGUUGGUCAAUCUACCAACUGAUUCUGUGCUUACAAUUGACAAUUUGAUUAUUACACUUCAUAUGAUGACCUUUAUUUGUUUACCUUUACUACCUGCUCACAAGUUUUACCUUUUGUUUGGUUCAUCUAUGAUAAUAAGGUCACUUUUUAAGCUAAUUGGCCAAAAGAUUAAAAUUCACACCGAAAUGACCUGGACAACUGACGAACUAACAUAUUACCGAAAAAUGUUCAGUACAACAAUCGAACUGACCAAUGCAUCUAAUGAUAUUUGGUCUCGACAUUUAUCCUUCUUUUACCCUCUCGUAAAUAUUUUUGCGAUAUUAACCCUUUACUACAUAAUCUCUGGUCCCGUUGACAUUUUCCGUUACCUUGUUCUAGGUAUACUUGACCUUACCUUUGCUGUUGUGAUUAUCUAUACCAAUCGAUACAUAAUUGGUAUAAAUGUUGAAGCCACUUCGAUCUAUGAUAUCGUUUAUUGUAAAAGUCUAUAUCAACAAAAUGCUGAAUAUUUAUCAGAGAUUGGCCUUUUUUUGGACAGAAUCGGUCGAGAGGAUGUUGGCUAUUCAUUUGAAGGUUAUUUUGUGUACUCGCCACGAUUAAUGGCCUCACUUUUAACCCUAAUUGUAACAAUAAUCAUCGCUUUCCCAUCAUUCAUAAAAUAGCAGAGUUGACAAUUAAUCACGUCAUAACAUGAUCAACUCAAUUAUCAAAUAUUAUCAAUGUACUCAAGUUGAUAUAUGAAUUCAUGACAUAAAAAAACAAAGAUUAUGAGUUAAUCAUGAAUAAAAAAGGUUUUAUUUUUCAACAUAAACAAGCAAUUAAAUUUCAUUGAUACAAUUAUUUGAUCUGAUUGUCAGGCAAUAAGAUGAUCAUAUUGAUUUGCUAAGGAAAAUUAUAUGUACAACAAUCAAUAUUAAACAUCCAACCCACUUUUCUUAAUAAUAAAGACAAUGAUAAUUAUUGGAAGAGAUUAAAAUUGAGUUUGAAAUUCAUUAGUAAAUUGGAUCAAUUGAUUGUUAUUUUCAGAAAUCAAGUCAAUCCAAAUUGUGGUUAUAAUUAACUUUUGUUGAUCAUGAGAUAGAAGAUUUCACCCUGAAUGUGUAUUACCAUGAGAAACUCAGGUAAAUCAUCAGGUAAAAUUUUCACAAUGAAAAUUGAUGAAAAUUCAAUUGAUCGGCAUCAGUUAACAUCGAUUGUUAAUUAUUUCAAUGCCCCAAGGGUAUCAGGUUUUCUUGAUGAAUAUUCAUUCAUAUUAUUGCCAAUCAGUGUGCUCAUCUUUUGUUUCAAUGUGGUACAUAGUUUUCUCAUACUCUUCGGAGUGGAACCAGCACCGGACACUUCACCUCUAAUAACUGGACAUUGGCAAAUAAUGGUCAUCCAUUUGUUUGCCGAUAUUACCCUUGGGGCUACAAUUUUUGCCUGUUUCAAGUACAAAACUGAUUUUACUCACUUCGAAAGUAAAUGUUCACAACUUGGUCUCUGUGAAUAUGGUUCAGGAUUUUCUAGAAGUAAAUUCAAUAAGAUGAGCCAUGAGAUUAACUUUGUAGUUUCAGUGGUCAUCAUCACAUGGACAAUGGAUUCGGCUAUUUUCAUUUAUCAAAUCGGCACAAAUAAACUUGAAGAUCAGAGUUUAAUCAGCUCCGUUGUUCAAAUGGUUCAUAUUUUCAAUUAUCUUUUAAUUCCUAUUCUUGGAUAUUCAAAAAUCUAUUCACUUUGUUCUAGUUCAAUGGUAAUAAGAUCAUUAUUCAAAUUGAUUGGUGAUAAAAUUAAAUCACAUUCACGGUCAACUUGGACAAAUAAACACCUAACCAAGUAUCGGCAAAAGUAUUCGGACACAAUUGACCUAACCAAUAUUUCCAAUAAAAUUUGGUGCCGUUUUUUGACCUUCUUCUAUCCGAUAAUCAAUAUUUUCGGAAUCGUCGUCUUCUAUGACAUAAUUUCUGGCCCAGUUGACAUUUACCGUUACUCUGUUCUAGGUACACUUGAUCUUUCUGUAGCCCUCAUAAUAGUUUAUACCAAUCGAUACAUAAUCGGUAUAAAUGUUGAAGCCGCUUCGAUCUAUGAUAUCGUCUAUUGUAAAAGCUUAUAUCAAGAUGCCGAAUAUUUAUCAGAGAUUGGCCUUUUUUUGGACAGAAUUGGUCGGGAGGAUGUUGGCUAUUCAUUUGAAGGUUAUUUUGUAUACUCACCACGAUUAAUGGCCUCACUUUUAACCCUAAUUGUAACAAUAAUCAUCGCUUUCCCAUCAUUCAUCUGAAUACCCGAAUAUAUGAAAUAAAAGGACAGUUUUGUUAAUUGUUGAUUCUUUUUAUUUUCUUGUAAAUUAAUCAAGACUUUUAAUCACUAGAAAAAGUAAAACUUAAUAACAAUCAAUUUGGUUGUUCUUGGUUAAUUGUUUAUAUUUGUUUUCGUUUUUAAUUACAAUGGG
Molecule: messenger RNA, 2995 nt
Organism: Panonychus citri (citrus red mite)
Lineage: Eukaryota; Metazoa; Arthropoda; Arachnida; Trombidiformes; Tetranychidae
Source: RefSeq, a predicted model, not a curated record